UAGCUAGCCGACAUUUUCUUACUUGCACUUAAUUAUGAUACUGCUAUAUUUCCUUUUUCUAACUUGGAAGAAGGUACGUUUGGUGUUCAACAGCCCUUCUUCCCUUGCAAACCCGGAAUGCUCUGAAGUCUGAACCCAGCAACAGGUCUCUUCCUCUUAAGCUAAGCUCCACCGGCCGGAAGCACCAGAAGCUAGAGCCAUGGGGGCAAGCUUCAGCCUCGUGGCGCUCAUCGACUACUUCACCCGCCGCGACUUCCUCGCCGCCGGCCUCCGCCCCCACUCCGUCACGCUCCCCUACCCCUACGACGGCGGCGACGGCAAGUCGUCGUCGACCUGCACCGUCCACUACUGGGCUCCGCCGGGCGAACCGAAGCUCCCGCCUUUGCUGCUCAUUCACGGCUUUGGCCCUUGGGCCACUUGGCAGUGGCGCUGCCAGGUCGGUCCAUUGUCCCGCCAAUUCCACAUCAUCGUCCCGGACCUGCUCGGCUUCGGCGGCAGCUCGUGGGACUGCCCCACGGUGCCACCGCCGUCAGAGGCCACCCAGGCGGCUGCGCUCGCCGCGCUGCUGGACUCAGUGGAGGGGCUGGAGGGCAAGCGCGUGGCCGUAGCGGGGACGAGCUACGGCGGGUUCGUGGCGUACUGGCUAGCGCGCGCGGCGGGGCCGGGGAGAGUCGGCCCCGUGGUGCUCGCGAGCUCGAACGUGCUCAAGACGGGGGCCGACGACCGCGAGGUCCUGAAGAGGGCCGGCGAAGAAUGGGGCGGCGUGGACGACCUGCUCCUUCCGGCCCAGCCCGCCGCCAUGAGGAGGCUGAUGCAGAUGGUCGCGCACCGCCCGCCGCCGGCGAUAAUGUCGCUGGACUUCGUCCUCCGGGACUUCAUCCAGAAACUCUACACUAAUAGGGAACAACUUAGCCAUGUUUACAAGGGGGUCACGGUCGGCACAGACAAGUUCCAAGUAACACCGCUAUCUCAGGAGGUGCUGAUUGUCUGGGGAGAAGAUGACCAAUUGUUUCCGGUGGAGAAGGCUUUUGCGGUUCAGAGUGCUUUGGGUGGGAAAGCAAGAGUGGAAAUCAUGAAGGAAACAGGCCAUACUCCACAGACCGAGGACCCGGCCCGGUUCAACGAUAUAGUGCUGGACUUCUUGCUGGCUGCCGACAAGCAUACAAAACCUUCCAUCAACGGCAGCUCUCUAUGAGUUGCGCAACCAAUUGCACUGUCCACUACGCCAUCUCGGCCCAUUCAGAGCUACUACCUCAGUUCCAUAGUAUAAAUCGUAUAUAUUUUUCAAAGUUAAACAGUGCGAAGUUUAACUAAGUUUGUAGAAAAAAUAUCAACGAAUAUGAUGCUAUAUAACUAUAUGAUAAAAGUUUAUUUCAUGUUGUA
Messenger RNA from Lolium perenne, 1383 nucleotides. RefSeq lists its product as uncharacterized. Lineage: Eukaryota; Viridiplantae; Streptophyta; Magnoliopsida; Poales; Poaceae. Gene Ontology annotation, molecular function: catalytic activity. The record is from RefSeq and is a predicted model, not a curated record.